Molecule: messenger RNA, 840 nt
Organism: Symsagittifera roscoffensis
Lineage: Eukaryota; Metazoa; Xenacoelomorpha; Acoela; Convolutidae
Exons: 2
Coding region: 96-740 (214 amino acids)
Biological process (GO): lipid metabolic process; response to reactive oxygen species
Cellular component (GO): cytoplasm
Source: RefSeq, a predicted model, not a curated record
UUGAGUUGAAACAAACUUUUGAUGUAGUUUUGGCACUUUGGAUUUGACAGUUCAAUUUUGUGGCCAAACAAGCUAUUGAUUAUUUUGAUCUUACGAUGAAUGCCCGGUUUUGUGUGACUUCAGUGGUUAGCUUGAUUGGUUAUUUUGUAAUAACCAGAGCAGGGGUUUCUAUAGGCAAAUGUCCCAACUGGAUCAAAGGGGUUCCGGUAGACCAGGAAGACUAUGGCGGUAUCUGGUUCGAAAUCAAACGAAUAGAUUCGUUCAUGGAGCCAGGAAAUAGCUGCAACUUCAUACAAAACACAUUCUAUACAGAUAGCAAAGGUGUGCGUCAUGUUAGAGUCAAUAACACGGGAUUCGACGGGUCCCGCUACAUUAGCAGUGUUGCUGACGGGACCCAGCCAGAUCCUUCUACGCAUACCUUCAAUUUCAACCCGGCCACAAUCUCAAAUAGCGUCAUCCGGAACCUCGAGCCUAACUUCUUUAACAUUUACGCCGACAAAGACUUCGUUCUUUCGUACUCGUGCCAAACUGUAGCAGGAAUAAUGAAAGCAGAAUGCGUGAUUUUGGCAUCUCGUGAUCGAUUUCCAAAGGACACUGAAAAACUGAAACGAGUUGAAGGGGCUCUUGCUCAGCAUGGAAUCAAUAAGAAGUUUGUAAACGUCAACCAUGAAAACUGCCCACCCAUUCAAGCGGAAAAACAGAACAUGUUUUUAAAGCUUAUGAGCUUUUUGGAGGACUGAUAGCUUGAACUUGCCAAAGGAUUUGCAAUUGCUGAUUAAAAUUACACAAGAAGAAAUUACACAUUUUACAUUUUAAAUUGGAGUUUUGAUCUUUCUCAAA